GGAAAAGAAAUACAAACCAAACCCUGUUGGCCUAUUCGCCCCAUCCAAAUCUCAUCUUCUCACUACGCCUCAGCAGUUAGAGAGAGAGAGAGAGAGGGCGUUAGGGCUUCGAUCGACAGAGAGAGAGAGAGAGAGAAGCGAACGAGAAGCUCGAGAUGUCGAUGGCGUCGAAGAAGAUCACUCUAAAGAGCUCCGACGGAGAAGCCUUCGAGGUGGAGGAAGUGGUGGCCUUGGAGUCUCAGACGAUCAAGCACAUGAUCGAGGACGACUGCGCCGACAGCGUCAUCCCGCUCCCCAACGUCACCAGCAAGAUCCUGGCCAAGGUGAUCGAGUACUGCAAGAAGCACGUUGAGACUCCCAAGACCGAAGAUCGAUCCGCUGAGGAAGAGCUCAAGACCUGGGACGCUGAGUUCGUCAAAGUCGAGCAGCCUGUCCUGUUCGAUCUCAUUCUGGCUGCAAACUACCUGAAUAUCAAGAGCCUGCUGGAUUUGACAUGCCAGACAGUUGCGGACAUGAUAAAAGGGAAGACUCCUGAGGAAAUUCGCAAGACCUUCAACAUCAGGAAUGACUUCACUCCUGAAGAGGAGGAAGAGGUCCGUAGGGAGAAUCAGUGGGCAUUUGAGUAAGAAAUUGGUAGUAUGGUGAAGGCAAACUUGCAAACAAUUGGUAACGUAAAGAUAUGGUGGAUAUUAAAGACUUUGGCUGUCUCUGUUUAACUACUCUACCACCUAUUUUCAAGUCUUCGAACGUGGAAGCUCUUUAAAAUGUAAAUAACAGCUGAAUUCCAGUGGUUUUAUGGGUGGUGAUUGAGACUUUGAACCGCUUGCAAUUCCACCAUUGUUUCUGUCA
Messenger RNA from Rhododendron vialii, 849 nucleotides. Its product is annotated as SKP1-like protein 1B. Gene Ontology annotation, biological process: SCF-dependent proteasomal ubiquitin-dependent protein catabolic process. Gene Ontology annotation, molecular function: cullin family protein binding. Gene Ontology annotation, cellular component: cytoplasm; nucleus. Lineage: Eukaryota; Viridiplantae; Streptophyta; Magnoliopsida; Ericales; Ericaceae. The transcript is spliced from 2 exons. The coding region runs from base 156 to 626 and encodes 156 amino acids. The record is from RefSeq and is a predicted model, not a curated record.